CAAGCCUGGCAACAACGACAACACACGGCCACCAUAUCGCCCACCCAUCAACGACGACGUGAGAAUUGGAUAUCCACGACUGUGCGCCCGCUGAGAUUCCGCCUUUGCACUCCUGGAGACGAUUCAACAAACCGCCCAUUUCAGCCGGCUUUUGCGAGUACGCCCAGCCACCCUUUGACGCAAGGUCGCGCUCUGCACUCUCCCUCUCGCAACGCAGAGCCGCGUGAGCUAUCUUUUCCAGGAGACCGAGCCAUCGCAGAGGCUUGAGAGGGACCCGUUCGCUCAUACGAUCGCGCAGAUGUUCAUUGGCCGUCGGCGGUAGGCGCAUGCGACACUGCUCUUUGAGCCUGGCCUUGUCCACUUCGAUCCCCCACUCUCCUCCCAGCAGCCAAGAUAGAGUCGACAGAGCGGAUAAAGGUCGAAGCGGGAGGCGUUGGGGGGUUGUCGAGAGGGGUGGAGAGACCGGAAGGGGACCCCAAGCUGGAGAGUAUGCCCGGAGUCAUCAUGGAGAACGGGAGGAAUGGAUCGCAUACGAAUCACGACAGAGAUCAAAGGCCGAAUGGUGUUAAUGGAGCGAAUUACGCACCCGAGAGGAAUCAGGAGAAGGGGAAGGGAAAGGCAGAUCCACAGCAAAAUAUGACACCCAUCAGCCCUACUAUCCCGCAUGGAUUAAAUGGCAGCUUCAUGGACGCUUCACAACAUCAGAAUGGGGGAGGGAAUGCGAUUCCACACGAUAUGCAAGAUCGCAUCAAUCAGCUACCUCCCGAAAUCGCCCAUAUUACGCAGGGUUACCUGCCUCUCUCUCGGUUACUUUCUCGUCUGGCGCAGAAAACUCACAGUGAUCUAUCAAGCACGAUUCUUGAGUUGGCUCAGAUGCCAGUUCCUUCGUCUGCUGUUAACGGAAACGCCUCUCAUAUCACUACCGUGGAUGACAACUCGGCGGAAAACCUCGCCAAGAAGCUGCGAAUGCUGAAGUUUGCACAAGAUGCGCAUACAGAGUGGACGAAAGCUUUAGUCAUUACGGGAUGGAGUCGAAGGGCGGAGGAUGUGAGUAGGACAAUAGAUCUGAAGAUCCACUUGGACGAUCAAAUCCAGUUCUACGAAAACGCAGUGUACGAGUUGGGUGAAGUCAAGAAAGGGCUCAUACACGCGCACCUGCCAAAUCCUGAUUUGCCAACUGCUUUGGAGGUCCUGACAACUGGGAAAGCGUCUUGGAUGCCAGAUCUUGGUUACAUUCAGCCACCUCCACUAACAGCGAAGGAAAUAUUGAAAUCCCUGGAAAAUCUGAAUACGCUUCUUUCCAUACGACUGAAUUUGCAUGACUACGACAGCAUUCCCUUACAAUUCAAAGACUUCACAAUAAAGUCAGGUCGUGUGACUUUUAAAGUUGCAGGAGAAUUUGAGAUAGACCUCACAAUCGCAGACGAGGAUCCCGAGGCCCAGUUCUGGUUCAUUGACUUUCGAUUCAUGUUCUGGCCUUCAGUUCCUAUUCUGGCCCCGAAGAUUCGAUAUCAUAUCGAAAGCAGGGUAAAUGAGGCUUUGGCGAAAGAUGGCCUCACCGGAUGCUACAAGUAUCUUCAUGAACUGGCGUUGACGCACAAGAUCAGCGAGUUUAGAAAACAAGCAAUCGAUUUGGCAAGAGCGAAGUGGAUCGACGCUCUGAAAGUGGAGGCGUUGAACAGGGCUCUUUCUGUUCAGUACUGGCUUGACAGAUAUGGCCCUAAAGGUCCAAGAAGUUGGAUCAUUCUUGGAGUUCACAGUGGCAAGCGGAAGGAUGGCCGCCCAGACUCCAAAACUACCAGCAGGCUAUUCGUCAGAUGGUUCCGGGACUCGAAAGAAGUGCCAGAUGUUGAUGUUCAGUUUGAUACUGUCAACAUCACUACUCAAUCUCUCCUGAAGACCGUCAUUGCGAAACACGUUAGUCAUAUACUAACAUCGAUCCAUGACACUUUGGCGGCGAAACCAUUAUUUGCAAAUCGGGAAUUGGCCUUAUCUCUUUCGGUUUCAUUGACUGAACCGGCCGAAUCGAAGCUGGAGGUGCAGCUGACGAACGAGCAACAUCUGACGGUCAAGAUAGAGCCCAUCACUGGUCGCUUCGUGUUCAGUCCAGCAUCGCGAGUGACUACCGAGUGGGAGAACUAUCUCAAUGUCAGAACUAUAAAUCCUGCUCUCGACGGGCAUACUUACAUCGAAAGACUACGCCGUCAACUGCUCGCAGAAGAGAUCGUCAAUCGCGCGCUAAGCGUUGGAUGGAUAAUAGCCAAUCCGGGAUUGAAACCAGAUGUCCUGCAGCCAUUCGUACCGAAAGGUCCCUUCCCCCCAACAAUUCUCUGGUUUAGAAGGGCUGGGUGGCUGGAAGAUUGGUGUAUUGCUGUUAUCAUGGGCGAGAGCGGGGAGCAAUGGCUGUUAUUCGAAACUGCUGAUGCCCCCGCCAAUACCUCGUCCAGUAAUGUUAGCCAAAGCCGCCGAAUCAUGAGUUCCAUCCAAGUCCCCAGCAAGCUUGCUUCGCCAGUUCCGAGUUACGAAUAUCUGUUAACGCUCAACAUAUUUGCCGCAGCACUUGUUUCCCAUUACUGCAACCUCCGAACAUUGCACGGUAAGCGUGCUGCUCAUAUGCUCCGCCCAAGCAGACCAUCAAAAGCUGUCACGCUUCCAUCUAUUUAUGUUCGUUUGAGUGAACUCCUUGUGUCGAAGGGUAAAUCUGCCCGAACAGGCUUGCCAUGGGCCAGAGAUGUCGUCAGACUUACCUUUCAGGGUCUGGAAUUACUUCCGCCAACAUCCGCAGACACAAUUGUAUCAGUCGUCGAAAACCAAACACCUGGUGAUAUCGUACUACGGCGCCCUACUAGUCAAGAGAUUGCCGUUAUGAUCACGGAAGCACGCAUGAGUGUCCCGGAGCCUAACGGGCCUAAUGUUCUUAUCAACAUCAACGAGAAGGUGGACAAGGACAUCGCUUUUGACCCCGAGUCAGGCUCCUUCGCAUUCCGCUUGCGCAGUCGAAUCGGGGAAUCGGUUAUCCCAGACCUCGUUGAGCGUCUCGUUCGCGUGGAACGCCUUGUCGAAUUCAUUCAAGUGCUUCAAAAGCACGAGAAGGCAUUGAAAUGCGAAAGCGUAUCUCUUGGGAAGAUCGUAUUCACGUAUGGAAACAUCUCAGCUAGUCAUGGGCUAGAUGCGAUGGAGCUCGAUGCGCAUCCCUACAAGGCAACCGUUGAUUUUAGUGCCAUGGAGAACAAUAUGACACUAGUUCUUGAGCGGGGCAACCCACAUCUUCGAAUCUCCGACUUCUUAGCCAAGGUCUUGAAUGGAUCAGAAGGACUUGAUGGCGUUGCUAGUAUCCUUCCUCUUACACUCCCAGUUCUACGCGGUCUUGACGGCAUCGAGAAUGCAUGGACCCCGGCUCCAGACACGGAUAAGGGAGAGGUGUUCGUCAACGUCAGGGCAAUUGACUGGUACAUGAUCCGAUACAACCUGAAGCAAUCGGUUCCAGCCCCAGAAUCCCCCCCAAGAAUACGAAAGGUCAUGCUCGAGGUGAAACUGCAGCACCGCAGAGGGGAUCCUUGGUGGUACAUCAAGCGAAGCGUCAAACGAAGCGACACAGCUUCUCGGAUCAACAAAGAGACGGAUGACAUUGACGUGGCACUGAAGCCAGUGUGGACCUCGGAAGGUCCUGGAUGGCGAGGUAUGCGUGUUAGUGCGGUUGCACAAAUCAAUGGCGUGGAAGAAUUACUGGGGAAGUUGGAUGAAGUUAUCCGGAAUCUCCCAGUUCCCGAUGACGAUGCUCCUGCAGCUGCUCCUGCUACUGUCCCCACUGCUGCGCCGCCAAAACAGCAUGCUCGACCCCAAGCUCCAAAGCAACAGCAAAGACAACAACAGCCUACACCAAACCAGGGCCGGAUCCAGGGUCAGAGCCAGGGGAGGAACAAAACCUUCAAACAGGAAAUCGUGGAGAUCGAUUAAGCAACAAAAGUCAUUGGGCGGGAGAAACGAAACAGGGAGCAUAGCAUUGGCGCGCGGAGGUUACGAUAGUCUCUUUCCGGAUAUAUUUUGUGUUAAGACGGCGUUUAGGGAGGACCAGCUGUCCUCGGCGUGGAUUUGAUUCAUUUUACCUAUGACUCGGCGUUGGGUGGCAGUCAUGAGGCUGGCACCGUAUAUCAUCGGGUCAUGCGAUUUAUUGAGCAUGCGUGCGAAGUAGUAAUAGAGCACAACGUAUCUAAUGAAUGAGAUGACUUAGGUCUCUUUGAAUUGUUUCCGUCGUCGAGUAACUUGGGUGUUUG
Molecule: messenger RNA, 4274 nt
Organism: Hyaloscypha bicolor E
Lineage: Eukaryota; Fungi; Ascomycota; Leotiomycetes; Helotiales; Hyaloscyphaceae
Product: MED14-domain-containing protein
Exons: 3
Coding region: 490-3957 (1155 amino acids)
Biological process (GO): regulation of transcription by RNA polymerase II
Cellular component (GO): mediator complex; core mediator complex
Molecular function (GO): transcription coregulator activity
Source: RefSeq, a predicted model, not a curated record